AUGGCUUACACACGUGCUCAACUUGUCGAUGUGCUGAUCAUACAACGAUUGAUUCGAACAGUAUAUCGAUCGUCAAAAAUCACAGUUCAACAGGUGGAAGUUAUCCAAGGCUAUCUUGGGCAGGUCUACGUCACUAGACUUGCAGAUGGCAGCAGUCUCGUGCUCAAGUGCCCACCAGCACAUAAUGUUCGACUCCUCCGCCACGAGAAACACAUCCUGGAUACCGAACGCAAGACACUCGAGAUGAUCCGCGAAUACACCCGAAUACCUAUUCCACAACUUAUCACAUUUGACAGUCACAGCUCAGCACUCGGGCGGCCCUUCCUCCUAAUGAGCCACAUACCCGGCCGACGACUCUCAGAACUCGCACCGUAUCUCACGCCCAGCGAACGCAAUGCAAUCGAUCACACCAUGGGCACGCACAUGCGCUCGCUGACGGCACUAUCAGCUCCCCAAUUCGGGCAGUCCCACCGCGUCUUCGCCAAGAAAGGCAGUACCACCUGGCGCGAAGCGUUCCUCGGACUACUCGAGUCGACGCUGCGGGACGCAGAAGAUAUGCUGGUCAAUCUGCAUUCGGAGAGUAUCCGCUACUGGGUCGGCAAGCACGCGCACCAUUUGGAUAAAGUGACGGAACCACGCCUCGUAGCACCCAAUGCGUGCAACGCAGACAACAUUUUGCUCGAUGAGCAUACCAAGCAAGUCAUUGGCCUCGUCGGCUUCUCUAAUAUCAUCUGGGGCGAUCCACUUAUGAGUGGCGGUAUGGCGGACGCUAGCGAGGCGUUUUUGACAGGCCUGGGUGAGUGUGCGCCGAGGACGGGGCCUGCAAAGGUUAGGAUUAUGAUAUACAGGAUUUACAGGGCUACGCUGCGUCUCGUGGCACACCACUAUCGGCUGCAUGACGGCACUGACGAGCUUGAUGCACGUCGCGAGUUGAGCACUGCGCUCAACUUGCUUGCGGCCGUCUGA
Messenger RNA from Bipolaris sorokiniana ND90Pr, 966 nucleotides. RefSeq lists its product as uncharacterized. Lineage: Eukaryota; Fungi; Ascomycota; Dothideomycetes; Pleosporales; Pleosporaceae. The record is from RefSeq and is a predicted model, not a curated record. The transcript has 3 exons. The coding region runs from base 1 to 966 and encodes 321 amino acids.